Messenger RNA from Anthonomus grandis grandis, 2229 nucleotides. It is a transcript of the gene mtDNA-helicase, whose product is annotated as mitochondrial DNA helicase. The record is from RefSeq and is a predicted model, not a curated record. Bases 115 to 1962 code for a protein of 615 amino acids. Lineage: Eukaryota; Metazoa; Arthropoda; Insecta; Coleoptera; Curculionidae. Gene Ontology annotation, cellular component: mitochondrion. Gene Ontology annotation, biological process: mitochondrial DNA replication. The transcript is spliced from 8 exons. Gene Ontology annotation, molecular function: ATP binding; 5'-3' DNA helicase activity; single-stranded DNA binding.
UAUAACCUUACUUUUUUAUGUUAUUUAUUGCAGUUUACUUUUAAGUUUAAACAUUUAAUUCAGCCUUUGUUAAUAAUAUUCUAAUGAAUUUUAUUAUUUUCUCAAUAAGUUGCUAUGAAUUUAUGCAAAUUAUUUCGCUCAUCUCCAAUUUUAAAACCUAAAUUUUUUCGAUCAAACACGAGACGAUACAACGAUGUAGCUUUCGAAGAUAUCCCGGAGGUUUCCCCCAGUUUAAUCAAAAAAACUUUAUCGCUUAAUGGUUUAGGGGUUGAGGAAGGAUUCACCUGUUUUAUAACAAAAUGUUGCAUUUGCAAAAGUGGUAGAGCAACUUCUAAAUUGUAUAUUAACAAAACAACUGGUAUGUAUAUGUGCAGUGCCUGUAAAUUAUAUGGCCAGUGGAAUCAGCUUGAAGCCCUCCUGAGGCUUCUAAAGGGCAAAAAGUUGAAGUCAAAAGAGAAGUUUGAACAUGACCAAAAUGAACUUAAUGAAAUGAAAGAGUCUAUUGAAAAUGUCAAGCAAACAGCCAAAGAUUUGAAGCUUUUAAAUGCAGAAGAGUUUCUAACCCUUUUGAAUAAGUUUAAAUUACCUUGUGUGGAUUUGUCAUCUCUAGAAUCUCUUGAUCUUAGAUCAAAUGAAAAAAACACUAUAUUAUACUUCCCAUUGGAAAAUGUGGAAAAUGACAUAGUGGGCUAUAGAACAUUACAUUGUUAUAGCCAGCAAGAAGCUCUAAUACCAAAAAUCCAAUGUGGUGGACUAUUGACGUAUCGAACUCCAAGGUCAAAAGACACUGCAAUUCUUGUGCCAAAUAUUUCAGACUUUCUAGUGUUAGUCAACUCAAAAAUUAGUUAUAAUAUAGUGUGUUUGCCUGACUCUGUAAAUACACUUUCUCAGUAUGUAUUGCCUAGCUUGGAAAGGUUUAAAAAUAUAAUUCUAUGGUUGGGCAGUGAUAAUAAAUCAUGGGACUCCGCCAGGCACUUUGCAAAGAAAUUAGGUGAAAAAAGGUGUUCACUAGUCAAACCAAACGAGUUAUUACCACAUUUAAAACCGGACCAAAAUUUUAAGGCUGUGGUGCAAGGAGCACAUCUUAUGUGGCAUAAAAGUAUUACAAAUUUCGCGGGUUUGAGAGCAGAAAUUAUUUCAGAUUUGCAGAAUAUUGGUAAGGUCCAAGGGAUCAAGUGGAAGAGAUAUCCAACAUUAAACAAGAUUCUUAUGGGGCAUAGAAGGGGAGAACUUACUGUUUUGACUGGUCCUACAGGCUGUGGUAAAACUACUUUUAUAAGUGAAUAUUCUCUGGACUUGGCAAUGCAGGGGGUCAACACCUUAUGGGGCAGCUUUGAAAUACGUAACGUCCGAUUGGCGAGGACAAUGCUUCAGCAAAUGGCUGGUGUGCCUUUGGCGGAAAAUCUGCAGGCCUUUGACGAAUUAGCUGAUGAAUUUCAAAAGUUACCGAUAUACUUUCUGACAUUCCAUGGGCAGCAAAGUAUAAAAGUUGUUAUGGAGGCUAUAGAACAUGCAACCUAUAUCUACGACAUUGCUCAUGUGAUUAUUGAUAACGUGCAAUUUAUGAUGGGUUUGUCUGAGGAGACCAGACAUAUGGAUAGAUUUUGGAAGCAAGAUGCUAUUAUUGCUGCUUUCAGGACGUUUGCCACUCGUAAAAAUUGCCAUGUUACUUUGGUUAUACAUCCUAGAAAGGAACGAGUUGAAGAAGAUUUGACUACUAGUUCAAUUUUUGGAGGUGCCAAAGCAUCACAGGAAGCUGAUAAUGUUCUUAUCAUUCAAGAUAAAAGACUGACGUCGAUUAGGGGCAAGAAGUACUUACAGAUCGCUAAAAAUAGGUACAGUGGUGAUUUGGGAAUAAUGCCUUUAGAUUUUGACAAAAAAGCUUUAAGCUACGCGCAGAAAAAGCCCAAAGAGAAGUCUACUUCGGACGCAGAAGUUCCUAAAAGUCAUCAUGAUAGCUGACAAUAGUCGUUUUGUGUAUCAAUUUUAGUUUUAAGCUAAAAUGUCAUUGUAUAUAAUUUAUAUUUUAUAGGUUUUCUUUUUUAAAGCUUUUUUUGGAUGAAAUAAUAUUGUUGAGUAAUGUGUUUUUAUAUUUACUCAGAAACUGUAACACCUUUUGCAAUGCAUUUUUAUGUGUUUUUUAUAUAAAAUGUUUUUACAAUGUAUACCGAUAAAACAAUGUUCUUUUAUAAAGAAGUAUAUAUUUUGUUAUAAAAAAAAAAAAAUUAA